GGUGCCUCUACAAAGUAUUGACUCAGGGGUGUGAAUACUUAUGUAAAUUAGAUAUUUCUCUAUUUCAUUUUCCAAAAAUAUGCUAAAAUGUCAUAAAACAUGUUUUCACUUUGUGAUUAUGGGGUAUUGUGUGUCUAUUUAAUCCAUUUUGAAUUAAGUUAAGGGGUGUUAAUACUUUCUGAAGGCAAGGGGACAGACUGUGAAGUGAAUAGAAUAUUUAUAGCAAACAUACUGGUUCAUCCAGAAAAAUCUAUCUGUUCAGAAUAAAAAAUGACUAUAUCUGGUAUGUGUGACUCAAAACAGAUUUUUGUUGUGGAAAUAAUUUUUCAGUGUGUGCUGACUGAGGUAUGAUGAUAGUGUCGGUGGGCUGGCAUUCAACAGCCUGUUGUUACAACCAUCAAUGUUCUUCACUGUUCCACACCUAAAAUUGGUUAUGAUUAUCUCCAGGAAAAGCUGUGGAAUCUGAGAAACAGUGUGAAAGGGCCCUUUAUUUUCACUGACACUACUAGAGGUCAUUGACCUUCAGUUAGCUUUUUCUCAAUACAGUGCGGGGUCGUCUCUAAUCCCUCUGUGACACCACAAUUCACAUUUCCGAUUAAAUGCGCUGCUUUGGAUUCAUUCAAGCGUCUUUGGUUAUAUUUUCUGUCGCCCCUGCACAGUACUCGGAAGGGCAAUACUGCUGUUACUACAUUUUCAGUGCGCUUGCCGCAAUCAGCGCACUUUUCUGUAGUGUUUUGUCAACACAACACUCCCCCGUCCCAUGUGACGAUACCUAGGAUGACGUAGUGUCGUUCUGCGUUGGUUUCCAUCAUGGCGUCGAUGCAGAAAAGGCUACAAAAGGAACUAAUGGCUUUGCAAAAUGAUCCGCCCCCUGGAAUGACGCUCAAUGAGAAAAGUGUACAGAACACCAUCACACAAUGGAUUGUAGAUAUGGAAGGAGCCACAGGCACGCUCUAUGAAGGAGAGAAAUUUCAGCUGCUUUUCAAAUUCAGUAGUCGGUAUCCUUUCGAUUCACCUCAGGUCAUGUUCACGGGAGAGAAUAUACCUGUCCAUCCUCACGUUUAUAGCAACGGUCACAUCUGUCUUUCCAUACUAACUGAAGACUGGUCGCCAGCCCUCUCAGUGCAAUCAGUCUGUCUCAGCAUUAUCAGCAUGCUGUCCAGCUGCAAAGAAAAGAGACGGCCCCCUGAUAACUCCUUUUACGUAAGAACGUGUAAUAAAAAUCCAAAGAAGACAAAAUGGUGGUAUCACGAUGAUACAUGCUAAUGAUCCUUUUUGUAAUAGUCCUAGAAGAAGUCCUACUGACCCACAUAAAGCACUUUUUUAAUCAUUCAGUCACUGAACUCUGACCUUUGACUGGAACAAUGGACACCAUGAUGCGCUGGAGACUCUUUUUUGAACUGCUUUUCCCAGAGGGAAGUUGGAUGCAUGUUUUAGCCGGUUGUAAUAUACAAAAGAAAAUGAGGAAAUAAAGGAACGUUAUGUUAUUUACCAACAAUGGAUUGUUUUUGCAAAAAAGGUCGUUAUGCAGCCAGCGAGAGAAAUGGUUUUGUAGUGAGAUUAUUAUUGUUAUUGUUUUAAGAUGAUUCUUGUUUCCUUUUGUGUUUGUUUGGGUACAUUUUUAAAGGUUGUCAUCGUGUGUUGUGCAGUAAUAACAACGGUGGAUGCAUGCUUGGGCCUACAAAGACAUCCACAUUAAAUAGUUUAUAUGUGGAAGGGAUCUGAGCAUCUUAAACCCAAGAAAAUACUUUUUUUUUUUUUUUUACUAAUAUUCAAUGCACUGUGACAAUAUGUAGAGCUACAACAGAUCAAUGUUAUGAUUCCAAACAUGCAGUUAACUUCUACUGUAAAACCACAAACACCACCACUUAUCUUCAGGUAAUAAUACGGUUUUAAGUGAAUUUACAUUUCGCUGGUUAAUCAAGAGCCAGCUCUCUGCCUUCUGUCUUCCAAGGACAGACUUGAUUUCAGAAGUUGUGGAUUUGUCUGGUCUGUGUAUUGGUACUGACACCAGAAUGAUGGUUACAACUCUUAGGCUGCAUUUACACAGGCAGCCCAAUUUUGACCUUUUUUUUUUGCCACUAAUUGGUCUUUUGACCAAUCGGAUCAGAUAUUUGUCCCAUAAUUGGGCUGCCUGUGUAAACACAGACUUGCGUACCUCUUCACAAUAAUAUGGGCUGAACUCAUGUGAUGGUCUUCGCAGGUCCAUUCUGUAAAGCCCAGAGAUGUAAGGCAACAUUACAUCCAUGUAAAGAAUGUCUGUGUUGUGGUCCAUUUUUAUUUGUAUGAUGGUUUUUGUCUUGAUGAGAUUUUUAAUGCUUUAAUCUAAACAUUUAUUUGUCUUGUUGUUUUUGUUUUCCAGCUAGCUGACACUUUUAAAGGGGGAGGAUGUUUUAGGUUCUGUGUUUUUAAUGUCUUGUUUAAUUUAAAAUCUCUAUGUUGAUCAGCAUAGUGGUAGUAACCAUGAACGGAAUAGUGGUAAAACUGUUAAGACGAGGCUAGAUUGAUUCCCUGGUCAGAGAUUGGCUCAGGGUACUUUUUUCAAUACGAGAACACCUCUGGAUAAAUAAAAUCCUAUAAGAUAUUUUUUUGCAUUUUAACUAUAUUUUCACCAAAAGAGACUUAUGUUGUGAAAUUAAUAACAUGUCUGAAACUAUUGUGUGUGUAUAUAAGUCUUUAAAAAUUGUCGAUGACGAUGAUGUUACGGGAAGUUAGGAAUGGAUGCAUUUUCCUCAUGUUAUAGCAGUGUGACUAUAAUAGGAGUGCUUUAUUUUUUCUCUGUAAUGUUUCUCCUGAAUAGUACACUACAGUCAGUUAGUUUCAGGGUUGGGGGUCAAUUCCAUUUGAAUUCCAGUCAAUUCAGAAAGUUAAACCAAAUUCGAAAUCCUAAUUUUCCUCAUUGAACAGCGUUUGAAGAGAAUUGGACUUAGAACAGUCAUUUUCUGUGUACUUCCUGAAUUGACCCUUACCCUAGCUUAGUUCAUCGUCCAACACAACUACAGUUGGUCUGCGGGGUCGGCAGUUGAACUGUAGGGAUGCACCCUGCUAUUUCCCAGCAGUACCACACAUGGCUACAGCGCUCACAGGUUGCAUUUAUACAGGCAGCCCAAUUAUUCGCACGAUAUCUGAUUGGUCAAAAUACCAAUUAGUGGCAAAGGAUCUGAUCUGAUUGAUUGAUUGAAAAAUACCAAUAAGUGGUAAAAAGAUCAGAACUGGUCUGCCUGUGUAAAUGCACCCAUAGUGUAACUAUCUACCACCUGGAGGCUGGUGGGAGGAGCUAUAGGAGGAAAUGCUUGUUGUAAUGGGCUGGAAUGGAAUAAAUGAAACCGUAUUAGAACACAUCAAACGUGGAAAAAAUGAGCCUGUCCUCCCAUAGCUCCUCCCACCAGCCUGGACUGCUAUCUACAUACACCUUAUGUUAUUAUUGGUUACAGUGGGAGGGAAUCAGCUGCUGUGGCAUCCUCUUCCCCUACAUAGUGCACUACUUUCAACCAGAGCACUAUGGACCCUGGUCAAAAUGUAGUGCACUAUAAAGAGCCGUUUGGGACGCAGCCUGUUGCAGCAGCUCUCUUGUCGUUUCUGACUUCAAUCACUCCAUUCCUAUAGUUCUGCUCUGUCUCCUGUCGCCGUCCAUUCAGAAAUACUUCCUGGGUUUGUUUUAAUCUGCCUGUCUUCACAAUAUCAACCUUCUGAAGUGACUGGAUAUAUGACCAUGACACACUGGUAUCUAGGAACCAUAUUGAUUACUAUAUAACGAUUAUCUAUUUAACCAGUGUUUUUAUAGUUUUUUUUUAUGACACUGUAGAAGAGGUCUGUGCUGCUGGACUGGGUUGAUUGUCUGUCACGGUAUGGCAUUAGUGCAGGGUCAAAAAGCCUGUAUCCACAGAUCAGUGGGUAUGUUAAAAACAAGGAGUUGAUAUGUAAACAGGGUUUGGAUGUCUCUCUCUCAUUCUCUCUCCUUGUAUUUUCCUGGUUUUAUUAGGUUUUAUUUUUCCUUUUUAAUGUGGUUUGGAUUCCUUGGCCUGCAGAUUGUUGUGUGAGUGAUCAGCAGUAAUGAAGGGUGAUGUAUUAUAUUUAUAAUAUAUUUUGAGAAUUAUUUUUGUCUUUCUCCGGGAUGUGCAAGCUCCAUGUCAGAGGAGCCUGUUCAUUUUAAUAAUCUAUAAUAAAAAGCAGAGAUGACCUUUUUAAUUCA
This is a messenger RNA of Coregonus clupeaformis (lake whitefish), 4192 nucleotides long. It is a transcript of the gene ube2wb, whose product is annotated as ubiquitin conjugating enzyme E2 Wb. Bases 811 to 1266 code for a protein of 151 amino acids. The transcript has 6 exons. The record is from RefSeq and is a predicted model, not a curated record. Lineage: Eukaryota; Metazoa; Chordata; Actinopteri; Salmoniformes; Salmonidae.